AUGGCACUGAAAAGAAAACACGGUUCUUGCGUUCAGGUGUACGAUUUCCAUCAGAGUACAUCCCCAAAAUCCAGCAGCAGUACGGCUGAGAAACAUCCAUUGCCCGUUAGUGCUGCUGAUGAAAAUGUGAUGCCAGUGAGAAAGAGAAUGAGGACGCAGAGUUUUGAGAAGCUGCUCUCUCUGAAAUCCAUCAAGUGGAGCAGCAGCUCAAACCACGCAUCCAUAUUUGAGAGACACGCUGAGGAUGAAAAUGAGAGAACAUCUUUUCUCACUGGCCAAAAGAGAAAACGAGGUUCCCUCAGCGCUCACAACAUCUCAUCCCUAACAUCCAGCGCCAGUGUGGCUGAGGAACAUCUGCCUGUUAGUGCUGGUGAAGAAUAUGAGAUGUUAGUGAAAAAGAGGAAAAGGACUGAUAGUUUUGAAAAGCUGCUCCCACUUAAAUAUGCCAAGUGGAGCAGCAGCUCAGACCAGGGAUCAACACAUGAGAGACGAGCUGGAGACAUUCUGAGCCGGUACGAAAUUGGCAGAAAGCUUGGUGAGGGAGGAUUCGGCUCCGUAUAUGAAGGGAAACGACUGGAGGAUGGCCUUGAGGUGGCAGUGAAAAUUGCCAAAAAGCCAAAGAACAUGAAAUAUAUCAAUAUUUCUGGCCAUCCCACACCCCUUCCAUUAGAGGUUGCCCUAUUAAUCCUGGUCAACAGGGAGCCAAAAGCUCCAGAGAUCAUUCAGUUGCUGGACUGGCAGGACCAGCCUGAAUAUUACAUCAUGGUCAUGGAGCGUCCCUCACCCUGCGAAGAGCUGUGGGACUAUCUAAAGCGUCACGGUGGCAUCCUCAAGGAGGAAACGGCACGGUUCAUCAUGGCACAAGCAACGAUGGCCGCUCACAUCUGCUGUCUACGAGGAGUGUUUCACCGUGACAUUAAGCUAGAGAACCUGCUGAUUAACCCCGACACCCUGGAGGUCAAACUCAUCGACUUUGGGUGCGGGGAUCUCCUGAGAGACUCCGGCUAUACACAUUUCCUUGGCACACGAGAAUACUUCCCUCCUGAGUAUGACGUGUGGCGCCGGUACCACGGGAGACCAGCUACUGCGUGGUCUCUGGGAGUGCUCUUAUUCGUCAUGGUGUGUGGACGCUUCCCACAAGAAGAAGACCUAGACACGAUUGAGCACGACAACUGGUCCGUGCCUGGCUUGUCAGAGGAUUGCUGCCACCUGAUUCAGUCUCUCCUGCAGCAAAACCCAAGCCAGCGGAUGGAUUUGAGGGAUAUCCUUCUGCACAAAUGGUUUCAGGGACAGUGCAACAGCCGUCUGUAUGACAGAGCUACACUUCAUGGCCAUAGUCCCGGAGUCCCUCUUUUGGCCAUCCCAGAGGUCCCUAUGGAAGCCGGUCCUGCCACGGCUGUCCCAGAGGUCUCUGCAUUGGCUGCCACAGAAUUUCGGGUCUUGGCCUCUCCACCCCAGAGCUCAUCAUCUGCAUGGUCCCUCAGUGCCUUAGCAUGUUGCGAGGCUGCCAAACCCUGGUAG
This is a messenger RNA of Labeo rohita (rohu), 1521 nucleotides long. Its product is annotated as serine/threonine-protein kinase pim-1. Gene Ontology annotation, molecular function: ATP binding; protein serine/threonine kinase activity. The coding region runs from base 1 to 1521 and encodes 506 amino acids. Gene Ontology annotation, biological process: protein autophosphorylation; negative regulation of apoptotic process; regulation of mitotic cell cycle. Gene Ontology annotation, cellular component: cytoplasm. The record is from RefSeq and is a predicted model, not a curated record. Lineage: Eukaryota; Metazoa; Chordata; Actinopteri; Cypriniformes; Cyprinidae. The transcript has 8 exons.